AUGGUCCUUUCAGUGAAACGUUUUCGGUCGAGAAUGGCAACAAAACUAUACAUUUGCGUGAGAUGUGGAGCAAAGACCGCAGCUCUUCUAUUUUGGGUAUCUCUUUACAUGAUAGUUAUGAAAAUGACGGUUUUUAAAAGCACCGAAGAUACAUCAGUGAAGGACUGGUCUAUAAUACCCGACAAUUACAGCGGGUGGCAGGGUGCCGUGCCAUUAACUAAAGACGAUUCAGAAACAUCAAACCAUGACUUUAUCACAUGGCCUGAGGUAGAUAAUGAUACGAUUAUAGUAUUAAAGAAUCGAUCAAAAACAGUGCAAAAAGUCUGUCUCCAGAGAAAUCUACUCUCGCAAAAAGUGAACUCUAAAGAAUUCUAUGUCGAUCAUGAUCAUGGACUUGUUUGGUGCAACAUUUUCAAAGCUGCCAGUUCGACUUGGAUGUAUUAUAUGAAUAUUUUAGGAGGAUAUAAGAAAAAGUUUUUGGAAGAAACUAAAAAAAUACCGUUAAUUUUAGCAAGAAAAAAGUUCCCCCGUCCUAAAAUAAAAGAACUAACAGAAGCAAUUCAAGCACCUGGGGUUGUGUCGCUUUUAAUUGUGCGUGAGCCUUUUGUAAGGUUAUUGUCAGCAUAUCGUGACAAACUGGAGAUCAACCAGCAAGGGAAAAUAAAGCCGUAUUAUAGGAAAUUGGCAAGGACAAUAAUUACAAAGUAUAGAAAGAAAGAAGCCCUAGACAAGGCGAAAAAUAAAGUGGUUGGUCCAACAUUUCGUGAGUUCGUCCAGUAUCUUAUAGACGAGUAUCAUCCGGGGUACACGUUUGACGAACACUGGGCUCCGUACUACACGUUUUGUACACCAUGUGCAGUCAACUUUACUGUGAUAGCGAAAGUAGAAACGUUGACAAAAGAUUCAAUGUAUGUAAUACAGAAACUAAAUCUCGGCCCUGUGUUAAACAUAAAGGCUGGUGAGCGUAAAAGAAAACAUCGUGGUUUGAUGAAUACAUCUCGUGACGGGAAGAACACGACAUCUUUGUUAAUGCAUUAUUAUGGUCAACUUGACGAAAAAAUGUUGGAUAAUUUGUUAAAAAUAUACGGUAUAGACUUUGAAAUGUUCGGAUAUGAUGCGAGUGUUUAUAGAAGUUAUGUUAAAAAAUAA
Messenger RNA from Spodoptera littoralis (African cotton leafworm), 1149 nucleotides. Lineage: Eukaryota; Metazoa; Arthropoda; Insecta; Lepidoptera; Noctuidae. The record is from the annotation of a GenBank genome assembly.